Messenger RNA from Schizophyllum commune H4-8, 759 nucleotides. RefSeq lists its product as uncharacterized. The coding region runs from base 1 to 759 and encodes 252 amino acids. Gene Ontology annotation, cellular component: nucleolus; preribosome, large subunit precursor. Gene Ontology annotation, biological process: rRNA processing; ribosomal large subunit assembly; ribosomal large subunit biogenesis. The transcript has 5 exons. Gene Ontology annotation, molecular function: RNA binding. The record is from RefSeq and is a predicted model, not a curated record. NCBI's taxonomy places the organism in Eukaryota, Fungi, Basidiomycota, Agaricomycetes, Agaricales, Schizophyllaceae.
AUGCCGAAAUCAAAGCGUGCCAAAGUUGUCUCCCUCACGAAAGUCGCCAAGCGCACGAAGGAAGAAAAGGGAGAGCUGAUCACACAGAUCCAAGAGAAUGUGGAGAAGUGGCAGUACUGCUGGCUGUUCGAGGUGGGCAACAUGAGGAAUGCCCAUCUCAAGACCGUACGGAAACUGUGGAAAGACUCCGGUCGAUUAGUCUUCGCCAGAAGCACUGUCAUGGCAAAAGCCCUCGGCACCACCCCAGAAUCCGAGCACCGACCAGGCGUUUCCAAGCUCGCUAGGCAACUAAAAGGCCAAGUCGGCCUCUUCUUCACCAACUCCCCACCCUCCGAAGUCACCGAGUGGUUCGCCGACUUCCAGCAGCCCGACUUCGCGCGCGCGGGCAACACCGCGCCGCGCACCGUCGUGCUCCCCGCCGGCCCCGUCAUGCAGCGGCACUCUGACCCGCCCGAGCCGUUCCCGCACAACGAGGAGCCGCAGCUGCGCAAGCUGGGGCUGACGACGUACAUGAACCGCGGCGUGCCGAGUUUGCACGCGCCGCACAAAAUUUGCGAGGCCGGUCACAAGUUGACCGCGGAGCAGGCGCAGCUGCUCAAGCUCAUCGGGGAGAAGAUGGUCACCUUUAGGGUCGGCCUACUCGCGCGAUGGGACGCGGAGACGGGCGAGGUUACCCAGAUCGAGGGCCCGAGGAUAGCAGACGCGCAGGUUGAAGCGGAGGGUGCCGAGGGGAGUGGCGAUGAGGCAAUGAGCGACUGA